ACGAGCGCCGCAGCCUGGGCCAUGGGCGAGCACCCCAGCCCCGGCCCCGCAGUGGCCGCUUGUGCCGAGGCGGAGCGCAUCGAGGAGCUGGAGCCCGAGGCCGAGGAGCGGCUGCCCGCCGCUCCAGACGACUUUGACCCUAGGAGCACCGGCUACAUCAGCACAGGAAAAUUCCGGAGCCUCCUGGAGAGCCACAGCUCUAAACUGGACCCACACAAAAAGGAGGUGCUGCUAGCUCUUGCUGACAGCCAUGCAGAUGGGCAGAUCUGCUACCAGGACUUUGUCAACCUGAUGAGCAACAAGCGCUCCAACAGCUUCCGACAGGCCAUCCUUCAGGGCAACCGCAGGCUGAGCAGCAAGGCCCUGCUGGAAGAGAAGGGGCUGAGCCUCUCACAGAGGCUCAUCCGCCAUGUGGCCUACGAGACUCUGCCCCGGGAGAUUGACCGCAAGUGGUACUAUGACAGCUACACCUGCUGCCCUCCGCCCUGGUUCAUGAUCACAGUCACCCUGCUGGAGGUUGCCCUUUUCCUGUACAAUGGGGUCCUACUGGAUCAGUUUGUGCUGCAAGUGACACAUCCUCAGUACCUGAAGAACUCUCUGGUUUACCAUCCACAGCUCCGUGCACAGGCUUGGCGCUAUGUGACAUACAUCUUCAUGCAUGCAGGGGUAGAACACCUAGGACUCAAUGUGGUGUUGCAGCUGCUGGUAGGAGUACCCCUGGAGAUGGUGCACGGAGCCACCCGAAUUGGGCUGAUCUACGUGGCCGGUGUUGUGGCAGGCUCCUUGGCUGUGUCUGUGGCUGACAUGACUGCACCUGUUGUGGGCUCUUCCGGAGGGGUGUAUGCACUCGUCUCUGCCCACCUGGCCAACAUUGUCAUGAACUGGUCAGGCAUGAAGUGCCAGUUCAAGCUGCUGCGGAUGGCUGUGGCCCUGAUCUGUAUGAGUAUGGAGUUCGGGAGGGCUGUGUGGCUCCGCUUCCACCCAUCGGCUUAUCCCCCGUGCCCCCACCCAAGCUUCGUGGCGCACUUGGGUGGUGUGGCUGUGGGCGUCACCCUGGGUGUGGUGGUUCUAAGAAACUAUGAACAGAGACUGCAGGACCAGUCGCUAUGGUGGAUUUUUGUGACCAUGUACACCAUCUUUGUGCUGUUUGCUGUAUUCUGGAACAUCUUUGCCUACACACUACUGGACUUGAAGCUGCCACCACCCCCCUAAGGGACUGGAGGACCGAAGCAGGGAGGGGAAGAGGCAUCCAGAGGAAAUACCUGCAUCUGUUUCUCAUCACCAAUUCGGCGAGACCAGGGGGAGCAGGAGACUCUCUGGGCCGGGAUAUGUGUUUCAAGUUAGAAGGGUGGGGGAGGAGAUGGAUGCAGCUGCUGUCAUUUUCCUAGGCUGAUCUGAUGCUCUGGAGUCAGGGGGAGAGUACCUGUCCCAUGUGC
Phodopus roborovskii (desert hamster) is the source of this 1436-nucleotide messenger RNA. RefSeq names its product rhomboid like 3 (gene Rhbdl3). Bases 22 to 1212 code for a protein of 396 amino acids. The record is from RefSeq and is a predicted model, not a curated record. Lineage: Eukaryota; Metazoa; Chordata; Mammalia; Rodentia; Cricetidae. Gene Ontology annotation, molecular function: serine-type endopeptidase activity. The transcript is spliced from 8 exons. Gene Ontology annotation, cellular component: membrane.